Molecule: messenger RNA, 4351 nt
Organism: Hyalella azteca
Lineage: Eukaryota; Metazoa; Arthropoda; Malacostraca; Amphipoda; Hyalellidae
Exons: 6
Coding region: 471-4082 (1203 amino acids)
Molecular function (GO): protein binding
Source: RefSeq, a predicted model, not a curated record
AAUUUUAGUGAAUAUUCUUCAAGUAAAAUGAUUUUUAAUCAGUUUUUCUCUCCAGCUAUGAAAGCUUUGAAAAUCAAAUUUCCCUGUCUGAAUUUUGUGUCACUCCACAAGUUCCAAACUAACACCAGUUCAGACUUGAUCAUUCAUUGCAUAACUCAUUGCUAUACAAGUAUGUAUAUGAAUAAAAGUAAAUACCCUUUUCUAUCACUGAUCUGAUGAUCUUCUUUUGACUGCAAUGCUAAAACAAAAAUUUUAAUGAAUUUGGUUAUUGAAAUUAAAGCAGCACUUACAGCGAUUAAUAUCAUAGCUUCUCUGGUGUUGCUUUAUAAGAAAAGCCCUUUAAGAAACUUUACAAAAAAAAAUGCUUUUUUUAUGAAAAAUACUGAAGCACUUUGGAGGAGAUCCAUGGCUUUGGAAAUUCCAUCACAGCAUAAAGAUUCGCCUUAGGAAAAGUUGAACAUUGCUAUUAUAUGAUCAUGGAAGCAUCAAAAGAUACUAAUGACCCAAGUAUAGACACUGCACCUGUAGCUGAACUUGAGAUAAAGAAAGGAAAUUCAAAUUUGAUGCCUUGUGCACUCGUUGUGAGUGAUUGGUCUGCCACACUUUCUUCAUGCCUCUUGCACUGUUUUGAUGAAGGGAAAUACUGUGAUCUCAUCAUAAAAUUCUCCAAUGAAAACUAUGUCAAGGUCCAUCGCGUGGUGCUAGAGUCUUGUUGCUCCCUGGCUCGUGUUGGCGUGACUACUACGACCGCUCCCCAUGUGGUUCACGCUCAUCCUCACGUCACUGCCGACCUUUUGUGUCCCCUCAUCAGGUUCCUCUACACCGGCGCCAUUACGUUGAACACGGAUCUUUUACGUCUGGCUCGCCUCAUCAAACUCACUCUGUUGCUUGAUUGCGUGCGCAAACUUGGGUCUUCGUACAGCACGUCAUUAGACUCCGACUUUGACGAAGCCAUAACUGGAGUAUAUAAUUCACUUGAAACCCCGUCACCUUUAUUGCACACUCAACGUGAACACUCUGAAAAUUGUGAUGCACUCUGCACUGAAGUUGAAGUUCCAUCGAGCGAUGCAGAGUCUUGCGAGACGUCCAACGCCAUCGUCGAGGAAAUUGAUGCAGUUGCUUCCAUGAGCGGAAAACGGUCAUCUGAUUCGACGGCUAAUUUUUCUUCCAAAAGUAUACCUAAUGUUACGUGUGAAAGUCAAUUUGACUGUACCUCUAGGGAAAGAGAGGUAAUGAAUGCGAAUAACUUGUUUUCUGAUACGUCGACGAAAGUAAACGGAAUGAACUCGUAUGGACCCACCCCAUCUUUGGAACCAAAAAAUACACAGGGUGGUCAACCAGGUUCACUUGUUGACGGCGACAUAACGCCGCAGACUUGUAAUCCGAAUUCGAAUGUGGAACACAGCGACAGGACCAUAGAUUGUCGUUCUAUCACUACGUCGCCAGUCAAUGCUGAACUCGAAUCCCAUACUCGCGAGAUUGAUUCGAGGGAAGUCAACAACGUUCGCAAUUCCGAAAGAAUAACAACGGAAAUGAUUUCAUCGUCGAAUACAUCCAAGGGUUCUUGUUCUUAUUCUUCCGAAAAUGAGGCUGACAUAAUGCAUUUUUCAAACAAAAUACUAAAUAGUUUGCCCGUCCAGUCCACUGUCUCUCAUCCUUCAAGUUCAGUCUCCAUAUUUCCAAACAUGCCAACAUCUGAACCGACGAUACCUGCAGUCAAUUCGCAUUCUGAUCGCGUUUCAAACACUGGUAUCAACUCACAAACUGAGUCAAUCGUGAAGAAUUCUCAGUCUUCGUGCGAAGCGGCAUUUGACGCUCUCCUGCGAGGCAAACUCACCAGCCCUCCAUCAACUAAGCCUACAUCUGCAGUCGGAAGUUCAAGCGUGCCAGCCUUCAGCGCCACCGUCAGGCAAGGAGGUAACUCGAGAGGAGCUUCUGCCUCAAAUAUCCUUCUGCUUCCGACCAACAGUCAAAUUCUGGAAAAAGUAAAUGCUGCUGCUAGACGUCGCGGCCGUGCUCUACACUCGGAUGUUCCGCGGCCAACACGCUUCCAUUUAGAUGACCUUGACGAAGUAUCAGCGUUCGAUCAAACAUCUUCUAGUAUCAGUUCGAAACCACCUGUGGCUCAGUUCUUCAAGGACUUUUCUAUGAAAGAUGAUGAAUUCUCGUCGCCAUCUGCUUCUAUCUUCCCAGAGACUUUUAACGAUGUGACCAAACAGACCGUUUCAAAUUACUACACGUCCAACGAUUCCAAAAAUACUUCAGCGCUCUUUCAUAGAUCGGUAAUUUCAACUUCUGGUGCGUCGCCCAUUAAAUCUUUGGUGACCACUAAAGACUCGGUAAUCGCAAACAAGGAAACUCAAGGUUGUCCGGCUGACCCCGGUGUAGAUAAUGGGGUUGAUGAUCAUUGUGUAAACAAAGAAAUGACAUGCGAGGAAGAGAAACCUUUGAAAAAAUAUAAAAGGUCAUAUCAAACAGAAGAAGUGUUGGAACUCAGUAAUGUAAAUUCUUCAAGCAAGACAUCUGUUAGAGAAAUUAGUGAAAUAACUAACGCUAGUAACGUGUCAGUCUCCAUUGCGUCAGAUACUAUAGCUGCUCCAACUGCAUCCACGUCUGCUUCAUCAAUACCUGCCACCGUACAAGUGCUAUCAGCACUCUCCAGCCCUCGGAAAGAAUUAAAAAAUUCUUUCAAUUGCUAUGAAAUCAAACCCCGUGAUAACCAAUCUUACGAAGUCGUCCCAUCAUCCGUGUCUGUGAAAAGUAAAUUCUCGCACACCGUUGAAGCCAGUCCGAGUGAACUGAACAACCAUACGAAGAUUAUAACGGAAGUUUUGAAGAAAUACCCGAACUUAGUCAAAGACAAGAAGAACGUAAAAUUGAGAAUCUUGAAGCAUAGCUUGGCGAAGAAGAGCCCAAGAGAUGCAACUGUCGCUCAUACAGUAGUUAGCUCUGGAGCCACCGCCACAUCUGUCAGACUUUCGACUCGUAAGGUGAAUUACGAGUGUUCUAAAUGUUCAUUACCAUUCACAUCAUUAUUUUCUUUGAAAACGCACAUCCUCAAAACUCACGAAGAACCAUCGGACGUGUUGGAACAAAGUGAGAAUAAUUUACAUCGAUUCUUAAGACAGCCUCGACUGUCCAGUAGCCAUGCAGAUCCCAAAACUUAUCAGAGAGAAGCUCAUCUCGCCGUGCAGAUGAAGUGCAAAAAGUGCGACUUUGAGGCGACGAAAGAGUCGGAUUUUACUGUUCACAUGCUUACACAUUUUACUGUUCACAAGUGUGGUCUCUGUGAUUUCGUCGGUUGUACCGAGGAUAUGCUGCGUCACCAUGCAAGCGUUCACAAACUCAACAGUUACGCGUGCAGUUCAUGUAGCGUGAGCUUUAAAUCUCUUGGAGCUUUGCAAGGCCACGUGCAGGCCAAAGUGUGUCAAAAGAAAAAAGUUGCAUCGUUUGCAUGUCCCAAUUGUACUGAAACUUUUUCAAAGUCUUACAAUUUGAAAGCACACUUAAAGGCGCGUCAUAAAACAAUAAAGUCAAAAAUAAAUACAACACAAACACCUACAUCUGAGAUCAAUAAGGACGUUUCAACAAACGAAAUCGUGACUUCUAGUUUUGCGGACCUAAACUUUGAUGCCAGGUACAUGAAGCAAAAUACUGAUGCAGGUACUCGGAUAAUUCCCAGUGACAUACAACAUGCGGCAACUGAUGGUUCAACGCUAGAAGAUGAUUCGUGUGCAUCUUCUUCGUUUGUUGUAGGUAAUGAAGUGAGGCAAGGAACUAUCAACUCGAACUCGAGCCUCAUCGAAAUCGUAGGAACUCCCACCGACUGUGUGAUGCCAGUCUUAACAAACCCGUUAGCCCCCGGAACCAUCAUCGAACUUUUACCAAUUUCAUCACAGCAUGAACACACUGCUCUCCAGUCAACGGCAUGGAUGUGUGUAUCUUAUGGACUAACUCCCAAUUCUUUCGCUACCCAGGCCCAUUCCCCGAACAUCCCAUUGAAGGAUGUACAGGUUUCGAACGUAGCUGACAACAGCGUAACAAACAAUACAUCAGGGAACGGUCAACCUAUGAGCCUGUGAAAACGGCCACUAUCAACGGACCGUGAACUUGUCUGAUUGAAACUUGGCUUCAAAUCGGAGCAAGAAGUUUACACGAGACCGAACUAUCAGAAGGUUCAAAUGUGAAGCUGCAAUUAAUGAAUAGCCUGUGAUAUUCAUUCCUAGCGACUUCUUAAAAGAAAAUAAUGCAAUAAUAUGUAUAUUUUUAUCGUUAGAGUACAAGGUGGUGGAAUAAAACAUGAUAACUAUGUAUGAUGAUAUGGAAAAAUAUAAAAUGGUUGUUACAUUUA